Molecule: messenger RNA, 1850 nt
Organism: Symsagittifera roscoffensis
Lineage: Eukaryota; Metazoa; Xenacoelomorpha; Acoela; Convolutidae
Product: 5-hydroxytryptamine receptor 1B-like
Exons: 4
Coding region: 921-1850 (309 amino acids)
Biological process (GO): chemical synaptic transmission; G protein-coupled receptor signaling pathway, coupled to cyclic nucleotide second messenger
Cellular component (GO): plasma membrane; dendrite
Molecular function (GO): neurotransmitter receptor activity; G protein-coupled serotonin receptor activity
Source: RefSeq, a predicted model, not a curated record
AAAGCGGUCUUGCUUAUUGACAUAUUUUCCUCAGUAAUUCAAUAUAAGAGUAAUUUCAUUUUUAUUGCCUUUGAAUCGGAAUAACUGCCAAUUUUUUCUUCCCAUUUUGUUGCCCUUUUUGAAACAGAAACAAAUAAAAAUCAAGUCCAAAAGCUUUUGCAAUAGCGUCAACAUUCAUUAGCCGCAAUUACCCGAAAUACACCAACUGCUCGAAAACGAUUCUUACUUGCCGUUUAUUUUCUUGGUAUGAUAUCAUUUCAUCAAUUUUUACACGGAUACUUUCAUUUUCAAUACACUUUUGGUCAAAUGAAUUAGAAGCUUAACGAAAAAAUAGCAACUUUUUUUCUAAUAUUAUAUUGAAAUUGAUCUGGAACAUUUUGGCUGCGUACUCUUUCAUCCAUGUAUACUUUUCGUUUUCGACCUAAAACCUAAAAAGUAGAUCUUGUUACCAAUUUGAUUAAAUUUAACGAGUGGUGAAGCUUUAAAAGAUUACGCUUGUUAUCUGAGAUGAGAUUAAGGGACCAUAAAUGAACCAAAUCGUUCCUUUGUAACCGUUUUAAUUUACCUGCGAAAACGGCGCAACAUUUUAUAUUAGCGGGUAAAAAUGGCCAGUCACAAAAUCAUUAAUGAGAUAUUUCGAAAUGGGUAGCAAGUAUAGAACUCAACCCAAGUUUGAAGUAUAAACUGGCCAUUUUCUGAGUUUGAAAUAAAAGGAUCCUUUUACUUUGUAAUAGAGCCCCUGAUUUUAUAUUUAACAGCUAUCUGCAGCGCUAUCAAAGUUACUUUACGCCCUUCUUACCCCCGAACAAUUAGAGCAACUACCCGUCAAAUUCAGCCUAUCCAAAUUAUACCAAAAAAACUCAAUAACUAUUUCACACUCCCUGGUCAUGAUUAAAAGCCUUUUCAUCAGACCGUGAAAAAUGUCGAUCGCUCUAACGCAAAAUCAGCUCGAGGGCGAGACUUUUUUGUCCGUUGAAGAGGGUGAAAAACAUGACAAAAUUUCAAUUGUAGGCAGUUACACUGAGUUAUCUCUCAAUUCUUCACCACCGUCACCAUCGUUAUUAUCAUCAUCUUCAUCUCCGUUGCUGAUUACUGAAACUUUAGAAGUUGUCGAGACUACAAUUGAAGUUUCCGUUUAUGGCGUUGUUGUGUUUCUUACCUUAUUAGGCAAUGUGUUGGUUCUGUUCACAAUUUACAGAAGGUGUUCUCUGCAUAACAUGAGCAUGUAUUUGGUGGCAUCGUUGUCAAUUAGUGACUUGAUGGUCGGAGCUUUCGUGAUGCCUGUCAAAGUCUUCAUGCUUGUUAUUGGUCCAUCCGACCUGCCCUACGUGCUGUGUUUGACGUGGCUCUUCGCCGACAUCUUCUUCUGCACUGCCUCCAUCAUGACCCUGUGCAUGAUCGGUCUAGACAGGUACUGGAUCAUGAUGGGCAAAGUGGCCUACAUAUACCACUCGAACCCACAGAAGGCCUUCUUCAUGAUUGCGCCAGUUUAUCUAUCUUCACUUCUAAUCGCUCUGCCAUCAGUGAUUUUCACACUCAUGGAAGCAGACACUAGGCAGUCAGGCACCUGUAAAAUCAGCCAGAAUCUCUUAUUCACACUUUACUCCACAAUCGGCGCAUUCUACCUGCCCUUCGUGGUUCUGCUCAUCAUCUACGUGAAGAUCUACAAAUCUGCCAAAGUGAGGUGGAGAAGAAACUACAGCAGACCACAGAAUCAAUUGUUCAACACCAAAUCAGCAGGUGCGUUGUCGAACAAUAACCACUCUAAAGUCUCUAUCUUACUUUAUGCCAUCGUCUCUUUACUUAAGACGGGGUUGCAAGCAGACGAGGAUAGUUUAGCCGAAAAAUAA